Molecule: messenger RNA, 5570 nt
Organism: Python bivittatus (Burmese python)
Lineage: Eukaryota; Metazoa; Chordata; Lepidosauria; Squamata; Pythonidae
Source: RefSeq, a predicted model, not a curated record
GCCAGGCGAAAGGUACGAGGGGUGGCGGUUGUUCCUGUUGUUGCGGAUGGCGCUGCCGCCGCCUCCUCCUCCUCUUCUUCCUCCUCCUCCGGUCUUCCCAUUAGCCCGUUUGCCAAGGCACAAAACGCGGGCGGGGGGGGGAGUCGUCAGGGGAGGAUAGCCCCCUCCGCCCAUCCGUUGCGGGGAAGGAGCGCCCCAGCCUCUGCCUGCGCAGCCCCUGCGGGCGUCUCAGCUUGGAACAUACACAUGGAAAACAUUCAGCUUCUCUUUAUCUAACCUGAUUUCUCCUGGCUUUUAGCAGACAAUAGGCAGCUAGACGCUUCCUACCUGUGCCCUGAACUACCAUGAUAUCAUGGCAAGAUUUCGUAGGAGAACAUGCAUCAUUUUGCUGCUUUUUAUUUUAUUUAUUUGCUCUAUAAUGAUGGCACUGAAAACUCUGAGACCAGAAAGAGCUGGGUUUGGAGAUCCAUUUGGUCUUGGCCUAUUACCUGAUUUUCAGCAACAGACAACACAUUUAAAAAAGAAGUUCAAUUUGCAUAAUGGAGCAAAAGAAGAUAGUUUCACACGGACCAAAAGUGUUCACCCUCUGCCGAUGAAUCUCAAAACGCCCACAGUUUCUAUAAGAAAAAUGGAAGACCUACCUCCUCCAAAUUAUAACUUUCAUGUAUUUUACUAUAGCUGGUAUGGGACUCCACAGUUUGAUGGAAAAUAUAUUCACUGGAACCAUCCAUUAUUGACACACUGGGAUCCCAAAAUUGCAAGUGGUUAUCCAAAAGGCAAACACAAUCCUCCAGAAGAUAUUGGGUCAAGCUUCUACCCAGAACUUGGACCAUAUAGCUCUAAAGACUCAUCUGUCAUAGAAGCUCACAUGAAGCAAAUGAGGUCAGCUUCCAUUGGGGUAUUGGCUCUUUCCUGGUACCCACCAGCUAUGGCUGAUGAAAAUGGAGAACCCACUGAUGGCCUUGUGCCUACAAUUUUGGAUAUUGCUCAUAAGUAUAAAUUAAAGGUCACUUUCCAUAUUGAGCCAUAUAAAGACAGAGACGAUCGCAGUAUGUACAGCAAUGUCAAGUAUAUUAUAGACAAAUAUGGAGGCCAUCCAGCUUUUUACAGACAUAAAGUCAGUACAGGUAGAACCCUUCCCAUGUUCUAUGUUUAUGAUUCUUACAUAACAAUCCCAGAAAUGUGGGCAAAUCUGCUCACUGUAUCAGGAUCUCAAAGUAUACGUAAUACACCCUAUGAUAGCUUAUUCAUUGCCCUUCUUGUAGAAGAAAAACACAAACAUGAAAUUCAUCGAAGUGGCUUUGAUGGAAUUUACACAUAUUUUGCCACAAAUGGCUUCUCUUACGGCUCAAGCCAUCAUAAUUGGCCAAGUUUGAAAGCUUUCUGUGACAUAAAAAACUUAAUGUUUAUUCCAAGUGUGGGCCCAGGCUACAUAGAUACCAGCAUCCGACCAUGGAACAAUCACAACACACGCAAUCGUGUCAAUGGGAAAUACUAUGAGACGGCAUUCAGCGCUGCGCUUCUAGUGCGACCUGAAAUCAUUUCCAUCACCUCUUUCAAUGAAUGGCAUGAAGGGACUCAGAUUGAAAAAGCUAUUCCUAAAAAGACUGGUACGACAACUUACUUGGAUUAUCAGCCACAUAAACCAAAUAUUUAUCUGGAGCUCACUCACAAGUGGUCUGAAAAAUAUAGCAAAGAAAAAGAACAGUGGCUUACAUGAGUUGCUGUUGUGAUUGGGAGUUCUACAAUGAAUCUAUCACUGAUAGAUUGAGAACAUGUUCAGUUAUGAGGAAAUGGUCUGCACUCUUGCUACAGCUUUGUUAUAGAAAGUUUUCACUUUAAGGAGUAAAGGUAACAACAAGCAAUAUUAUCCCUUCAGUUGUUUUAUUAUAUGAAGAUGAUGUUGGCCACGCUUAAUAUUGUAUAUAUUAUUAUGUAUUACAACUACUGUUUCCAGAGUAUUUGAGUGGUUACACAAAUAGAAUGUUACAGAGCUAAUUUCAAAUCUGGCUGCAAUCAAAAUAGUUGCAUAAGAUAUCUGCCUGCAGAUUUUUUUUUUUAUUAUUAUUGCAUUUUUUGGGAAAAAAGAACACCUCUCAAAGCAAAGCAGUUUAGAACCCAUUUCAAAUAUAAUUUGAAAAGCUGUAGUUGAGAUAUGAAAUCAAGCAAAGAUGGUGCUCACAUCCAGUCCUUCCUCAGUAAAUCUCUUGGAUCAGAAGCUUGGAACAACUGUGUACAAAGAUAUUUAUCCAAGUUUGUUGAAGAUUAAUAUGUAUAUGAUGCAUGACACUGUAAAGAAAUGAAUUCACUAGGAACUUUUCAGUUCAAGAACCACUUAAAAUUAAUCAGUGCUAUGUAAGAGCACAGUGUUAGGGUCCUGUGCAGUUCUCAGUAAUCUCCAUGUGAAUAGCUGGAAUGGGUGAUAAAUGGCCUGUUAUAUUUAGUGUGCUUUUCAGAACACUAAAAAAAAAAAAAAAACUUUUAUUUGCAUUUACUUUAUUAAAAUUAGGGAGGGAUGUGAAAUUGUCAUAAUAUUCCUAGCCAGUAAACUAUUACUGUUUCAGUUCAACUAUUUCUAAAAAGUGGUAAAUUGGCACCCACCUUUUAUGUGAAUCACUGCAAGUAGAAUUAGGAAACAACAUCAAACUCCCCCCCCCCCAAAAAAAAGGUGAGGGAAGGAGGGGUUAAAGCAAUAACCAACUGAAAUUGAAGCAUUGAGAAAUUUAUAGUGUCAUUCAAUUCAUUCAUAGGAUAGUCUGACCUGGAAAGAGGACUUUAAUGGGAAGGCUUGUCCCUAAUAGGGAGAGCUUAAAAGCCACCUUUAGUUAUAUCCCAACCAUUGGAAUGGUUUUCAAAGAGAAAAUAAUCUAGCAAAACAUUUUACUUCUCAGAACAGGCUCAGAAUAUGUUUUCAUGAAACUUGUUAGGCUUUUGAGAAUAUUUUAGAAGCUAAAACAAGUCUGUUUAAAAUUAUUGUUCUUUUUCCAACAUCUUAAUUAAUAUCCAUUCCCAGAUUAAAAUGAAGAUACCAAAUUUGAUGGGGUGAAUGGAAGGAAGCUCUAAUAUUAAAAAAAAAAAAUCACUCAUACCGUUUGUUGUUAUAGUAUUAUGAAUGUCACUUUUACACUGGCUCUUUGUUCAGUUUCCUUUUUACAAAUAUGUAAUUUAAGGAUUCUUUGCAUGAAAGCACCCCAUUAUUACCACUCAAAGUGGUUUACACUAUUUAAAAAAAAAUCAGAAAUAGAAAAAUUAAUAACUUUUAAAAAAUUGCUUCCUUGCAAGUAAACUUUACAUAAAAAGCAAAACUUUUUUGUGGAGCCAUUUCAAAUAUAAACUUCAUUGGUAAUCUGAGAUUCGAAGACUAUUCACAAGGACUCUUCUAAUGUGAAUGUUAUUCCAUAAUGGGCUAUAGGAUGUUGUGAUAUGGGGCAAAGAGUUGGUGCUUUUCUAUUUCCACUAGUGAUGGGCAAACUCUUCAUCUGGGCCUGAGAAAAUUGUUUUAUUCAUUAAAAAAAAAUAUCUUACUUUAUUUUGCAUCUUACUCUAAACCCAAUUUGCAGUCUGUUCAGCAUCUAAGAAUCUCAUCAGAAGCAGGAUGGGCCCAGACUGCGUAUUCUCCUGGCCACAAAAAAGUCUGCUGCAAUGGAAGCUAUUUCUGCUGAGAAACGUAUUUUUUUCUAGGUGCCUGAGACUUUGCAUAUAAACGACUAGACUGUGGACCAUGCCCCGUGAUUUUAGAAGGAGAAAGAUGCAGGUGCCAUUAAGGCAUUUCCUGAAGUCCCAUCACUAAUAUUGCCAUCUUUUGCCAUGUGGGCAAAAAAAGGGCAAAGAGAAGCCCAUUUCUUCCACUACUUCUCUCUCUUGCUUUUUAGCAAUUGUUAAAUGUUUGGAGAGUUGAGACUGAUGAAAUUUGGAUUUUCUAGCCAUGCUAAUAAUAGAAAUAUAAUCACAUUCUAUGAUUAUUUUCUCCUACAAAGGAUCCAGCAUUAGUCACUUAUCACAGGAAGUAACACAAGGACUUUCUAAAAAGACAUGCAAUUUAAAGUGAUUAGCUGUGGCAAAAGACAUAGUUCAUUGCCAUUUUUGUAACUAAUCCUGCAAAAAUAAAUGGGUCAUUGUAUUCUAGGAUAUACCUGUAUUGUAGCAGAUACUCAAUGCAGAGGCACUGAUGGAUAUGAGUGCACUAAAGAACAGUAUAGAUGUAAAGUGAAAAUUAUUUAAAUGCAGCUCUCCAUUUAUCCAGUUUGCAAAGGUGUCUGAUGGGAUACCAAGGCAAACUGUGAGCUGAAUUUUAUCUUUCCUACAUAAUAAUAGAUUAUAGCUGAUGCAUACAGACCAUACUAUACGCCUGUAGGUAAUAAUGCUAAGCUUUCCAUUUGUUAUACCACUCAACUUUCAUAGACACCAUAAAAGAGCUUUAUUAAUGCUACUUUCUUGCCAGCAGAAAACUAAGUGGUUAUUAUUUAUUUAUUAUAUCACUCAUUAAUUACUGUGUAAGUUUUAUGAAUUGUCCCUUUAAAGUAGGGGUGGGCAGUCUGCCAAUGGCACGCAGCCUCAUGGCACAAGGAGCACACCAAGAUUGUACAGCUGAAGUUCAGUUUUAAAAUGGCUGAUUUGCAUGCCCUUUUGGAAUUUAGGGAGAGUUUUAAGGGUGGGAAUGGAAAUACUUAGCUUUUGGGUGGCAGCAAGCUUACAUUUCUACCUUUUAAUCCCCUGAAUCACCCAGAGUGAAAAAUAUACUGAAAUAUUUAAUCCCCUUUCAAUGACAUCACUAUGUCAUCAGAACAUGUUUUGCAUCCUGCUGACUGAUCAAAACUUAUUUCUGAGUAAGCAUGCUUAGAAUUGCAUUAUUGAUAUCUUCAGAGGCCUCAGAAAAUUUGACACAUUUAUUUAAAGCGCUUAUAGUAUUCUUAAAAUAACUAAUACUUCAAACAAGGCCAGAUGUCAUACUGACAGAAUGAAGAAUUUACCUCAAGUAACAGAUUUUGGAUAUCAUGAAGGGGAAGCAGAUUCUUAGUUACUUUAUUGGUCUACUUUUGCUGCCAGGGAAAGGCCCUUAUCAGAGGGAGUUUCCACUCCAUGUGGUUAUGCAUUUUUAUUUGACUUGUCAUACUCAGUUCAUAGAUAAGAAUUUAGGGAUAAUCAAGCUCUGAAAACAAUGUAGCUACUUCUAUAGGCACUUUGAAUAAUCAGAUCAGUAAGCUAAGAUUCUGUAUCAUUUACUUCUCACUGUCAGUUGUUCACUUGGAAAUACUGUUAUCUGCCAUAGGUAUAUGGAUGGAAAGAGAAACCACAUAUAUAGUUGGACACUCAGAUGGCCAGCCCGUUUUUCAGCAGCUACAGCUAAGAUUUCAAACAAUCUGCCAGCUAAAUAAUAGGCCUUUCUCCUUCUCUCCUUCAUCAUAGUAUAUUGCUGGAUCCACUUCAUUGGAUAUAUAGAGUUUGAAGAGUUAUGCCAAUUGUUCUGUCAGCUAGGAUAAUUUAUAGCAGUGUUGUUCCCUUAGAUGUUUGAAAUACUGAAAGAAAGCAGUUUUGCAGUAUUACGAGAGAGGGAUUACAGCAGUCUUUAU